GAAAUACCGGACUAGAAAGGAAAAUGUCGAGUCGAGUUGUCAAAAAGUUGGCAUUUUUUCCAUCUGUUAUUGGUGUAGCGAGCUAUUUUCAAUAGUUAUCGACGAUUAAUUUAUAACUACGAAUACAAACGUGGGAGUACGAGUGGCGUCUAGUUAUGUGAUGACAUAAUUGUGUAAUACGAAGUGUUGUUAUUCCCGCGAUCUGAACUGGACAUGGACAACGACGCGGAGUCCCCCGCAGCGGCGGCACCGCUCCCGGAGAUGGAGGGCUACAAAGAGAGCGAAACAGACUACUCCAGCAUCAGAGGAAAGAUGGUGCUGGUGAGUCCAUCGGCCGACGAGUAUGACCUGCUGCGAAAGCAGCUCAUGGAGAGGCUGGAGGCAGGCAACGGAGAAAUCAUAUAUGACAUAGGACAAGGAGAGGAUGGACGAGGUCUCACAGAGGACGAGUACAGCGCAUCAGUGGCCACGCUACAGUCGCUGGUGAGCGGGUCCCGCGUGUCCUGCGUGGAGCUGCGGCGCUGGGACUGCGGCGGCGGCGACGAGCGCGGCCUGCUCACCGGCCAGUACCUGCUGCGGGCCGAGCGCGACCACACCGACUUCAUGGAGAUCAGAGUGGCAGUAGUAGGCAACGUAGACGCCGGCAAAUCCACACUCCUGGGCGUACUGACACACGGCGAACUCGACAACGGGAGGGGAUACGCGCGACAACGGCUGUUCAGACACAAACAUGAAAUGGAGAGCGGGCGGACGAGCUCUGUUGGCAACGAUAUUCUGGGAUUUGAUAGCAUGGGCAAUGUUGUGAACAAACCAGACCACGGAACGCUAGACUGGGUCAAGAUCUGCGAGAAGUCUUCCAAGGUCAUCACGUUCAUCGACCUCGCGGGCCACGAGCGCUACCUCAAGACCACAGUGUUCGGCAUGACCGGCCACGCACCAGACUUCGGCAUGCUUAUGAUAGGGGCGAACGCGGGAAUAGUGGGCAUGACCAAGGAGCACCUAGGGCUGGCGCUGGCGCUCUCCGUGCCCGUGUUCGUGGUGGUCACCAAGAUAGACAUGUGCCCACCCAACGUUCUACAGGAUAACCUGAAGCUGCUGAUCAGGAUACUGAAGUCGUCCGGCUGCCGCAAGGUGCCCGUGAUGGUGAAGACCAAAGAUGACGUCAUCGUCAGCGCUACCAAUUUUGUCUCGCAAAGGCUAUGCCCAAUCUUCCUGGUGUCGAACGUGAGCGGCGAGAACCUGGAGCUGCUGACGAUGUUCCUGAACCUACUGAAGACGCGCAUGCCGUCCAGCGACGACCAGCCCGCCGAGUUCCAGAUCGACGACACUUACUCCGUGCCGGGCGUCGGCACCGUAGUGUCCGGCACGACGCUAGCCGGCGUGAUCAGACUGAACGACACGCUGCUGCUGGGGCCCGACCCGCUGGGCCGCUUCACGCCCAUCACCGUCAAGUCCAUCCACCGCAAGCGCAUGCAGGUGUCGGAGGUGCGCGGCGGGCAGACCGCCUCCUUCGCUCUCAAGAAGAUCAAGCGCUCGCAGAUACGCAAGGGCAUGGUGAUGGUAUCUCCGGCGCUGGAGCCACAAGCCUGCUGGCAGUUCGAGGGCGAGAUCCUCGUGCUGCACCACCCCACCACCAUCAGCUCGCGCUACCAGGCCAUGGUGCACUGCGGCUCCAUCCGGCAGACCGCCUCCAUCCUUUCCAUGUCGCGCGACUGCCUAAGGACGGGCGACAAGGCGCUGGUGCGGUUCAGGUUCAUCAAGCACCCCGAGUACCUGAAGCGGGGGCAGAGGAUGGUGUUCCGCGAGGGCCGCACGAAGGCCGUGGGCAACGUGCUGCGGCCCGAGCCGGCGGGCGCGGCGCCGCGCCACAAGCCGCCGCCGCGCCACAAGCAGCGCGCGCCGCCCGCGCCGCCCGACGCCAGGGACAACGUCACGGAAGCGGACGUGACGACCCCCGACUCGCCCUUCGAGGUGCAAGCCGACAAGCGCGGCGCCGGCGGGCGGCGCGGCCGCAAGCGCCACGACAAGCCCGAGCCGCCCGCCGUCGCCGCCAACUAAACUGACACUCCAACCUAAACACAGGGCUUCGCUGAUGCAGACUUUCUAGAACACUGGAAUCUGGGUUUUUAUUUGGUGGUAUCAGAUACAGAGCGAGCCGCCUCGCCAAGAAAUCACCGUGUGGAGCCGCUCGGUCUGUGUAAACAUUGUCUACAUAGAUCGAGUUGCUUGAUCACUUUUUACGAUACAUUUUUCUGGUAGUUUUGAUAACGUUUUGAUUUAUCUAGAAAAAGUGCGAGUCGUCAACCAUAUUAACCGGAAAUGAUAUUAAUUCCAUCGUUUGUAUUCUAUCUGUUUGAAAAAAAAAGUAGAAUUUUGCAGUCCACACAGGCACACAGUGUUCUAGAGAGUCCGCUCAGAUUUCACAGUGCUUCAGAAAUUCACACCUUUGAAGUCACUUCACAUAACUGUCAUGUUACAUUCAAACUUUUACAGAAAAAUAUUUUUCUAAUAGGUUCCUGAUAAAAGUCCGUUGGCGUAACACGAAAAAUUCUAGGGAAUGGUUGUACUGAAUGUAUUGAAUUUCAUUACAAAAAAUGUAAGUACCAGAAUCCGCCUAAAUUUUGUAAUCAAUGUAAUCCGUAUAAAAUUAGAAGCACAGUGUAUAAUCAAUACUUGCUUACCAAUACAAAUUACAAAUAUUAGAAAAACAGCUUUCGGGUACAAAUAUUCCCUAGCCUCGGCCAACAUUUUACAACUAUACUAUAGCAUUGCUAGAUUCUGUCUCCAGGCACUAUAAUACCAAGAGUACAAGGUACUUAGGAUCUAUUCACUAAGUUAGAUGUAAUAAUUAAAGACUGGAUCAUCUACACAUGUAUCUACAUAAUACAAUAGCCUCCUAAGGCCCACUAAAAAAAUGCCAUUUGAAUUUGAAAUCAAUGGUGAAGGAAAUAUGAUUGAAUUUGUUGUUUUUUUUUUUAAAUAGAAUGGAACAAAAGAAAAGAAACUGUUCCAAUUGAAAAUGGUUUAAAGCGUAUUGAAGUAAUUUGUGUUAUAGGUAAUAGAACCGUGGGCCCGUGGCACUUACAAGGAUAAAGCAAUCUUAACAAGAAUUAUUUCUUAGCUACAGACAGUCUAUUCUAUGCUGUAUACACAUGAUGGUGGCAAACUAAAUAGUUAUAUGUCUAAAACAAUUUAUUUAUAUGACAAUAUAAAUAAAUAGUGUCAGACACAGAGUCUGUAUAUGAGUAGAUGUAUCCAGUCGCGGUCUCAACAGAUUGUUCCAUAUUUUUGACAACUACUAUUAUUAUUGCUGUAAAAACGAACAUUUACAUUUAUCUGUCUUAGAUUAGAAACUGAAAUAAAAAUCUUUCAUUGUCUAGAAAGAAAUAAUCAUUGAACUGUAUAAUGUUUAUUAUAAUAUAUGCGGCAGUAAAAAAAAUCUUAUUAUCUGCAAGAUUGUAUGAACAUACUUUGGUAUGUAAUUACUUAUACAAUAUUUUAUGUUUGAUUUCAGUAGCAAAAAAAGUACAUUGAUUGUAUUCUAACUUGUUGUUCUUAUUAGUUAACUUUUGUGAUUAAAAAUGAUUGUCUUAUUAACAUUGUUGAAGCAAUAAUCAUAAAUAUAGCAAGUGAUGUGAGCAGCUGAACUAUGAUGUUGUAUAUCAUAGUUUCCAAGAGUUUUUGUGUUGUGAUGUCUAGUAAGGGUAAUAGUGGACAUUUUUGACAAUAGUGAUGACAAGCCAAUAUCUUGGCUGCUAACAAGCACUAUGCCUACUAAGGCUUAUGUUAGUGAUUAUCUGAUUAUAUUAGUUGUAUUAGUGAGGCUAGCUGCUCUACUUCAUAUCAUAAUUAUAUUCAGUAUUUGAUUGUUUGCAGUACCAUUACAAUAUGUGAUUUUUCUAGUUUAAGUGAGAGAAUAUUUUUAUUGAUUUGUUCUGAGUGAGGGAAAUUAAAAUAGCUCGAAACUA
Messenger RNA from Cydia fagiglandana, 3968 nucleotides. It is a transcript of the gene GTPBP1, whose product is annotated as GTP-binding protein 1. Gene Ontology annotation, biological process: translational elongation. The record is from RefSeq and is a predicted model, not a curated record. Gene Ontology annotation, molecular function: translation elongation factor activity; GTPase activity; GTP binding. NCBI's taxonomy places the organism in Eukaryota, Metazoa, Arthropoda, Insecta, Lepidoptera, Tortricidae. The transcript has 13 exons. Bases 214 to 2058 code for a protein of 614 amino acids.